Molecule: messenger RNA, 2807 nt
Organism: Pelobates fuscus (common spadefoot toad)
Lineage: Eukaryota; Metazoa; Chordata; Amphibia; Anura; Pelobatidae
Gene: SMAD6
Product: SMAD family member 6
Exons: 4
Coding region: 1093-2151 (352 amino acids)
Biological process (GO): cell differentiation; regulation of transcription by RNA polymerase II; SMAD protein signal transduction
Cellular component (GO): heteromeric SMAD protein complex
Molecular function (GO): transcription regulator inhibitor activity; I-SMAD binding
Source: RefSeq, a predicted model, not a curated record
UCACGUGAUUGAAGACAGCCAAUAGGACGCCGUCUGCCGGGCCUGAAUGUGUGUGAGAGCGUGAGCACAAAGAGCAAGACUCAGUGUGUGAGGACCGGGGGACUGACACAGCCUGACUGACAGACACACACAGCUCGCACCGAGAGAGACUGACACAGCCUGUAUCGAGAGAGAGAGAGACAGAGAGAGACAGACAGACACAGCCCGACAGACAGACACAGCCCGCACCGGGAGAGAGAGACAGACACAGUUUGCGCCGGGAGAGAGAGAGAGAGAGAGAGAGAGUGAGAGAGAGAGAGAGACAGACAGACAGACACACACACACAGCUCGCACCGGGAGAGAGAGAGAGAGACACAGCCUGUACCCAGAGACAGGCUGAUAUUGCGAAGACCGGAGAAGGAGAGCACAGACACAGCGGGACCGAUAGCAGUACAGCAGGAGGUUCACGGAGUGUACAGACCGCAUCCUAAUCCGUGCUCUGCUCACCCACUGUACUCACUGCACUAUACACCGCGCUGCAGGCACUCGCUCCACUAUACACUGCGCUGCAGGCAGUGUGCUCGGUGUACACAGUGUGUGUUGCAGUCGGUGUACACAGUGUCCCCGGUGUCGGUGAAUGCCCGGGAUGCUCAGUCGGUCCAUGUGAUAGUACCGGAGUGACUCUCUGCCACACUGACUCCAUCCCCCGGGAGCUCCGAGAUGUGACCCGGCAACUCUGGCCGGACUGUCAGCACUGCCGAUACUGGACUGGAUAGUACCCGCUUGGCACGGCAUAGCCCGGAUAGGACUGGAUAGUACCCGCCUGGCACGGCAUAGCCCGGAUAGGACUGGAUAGUACCCGCUUGGCACGGCAUAGCCCGGAUAGUACCCGCCUGGCACGGCAUAGCCCGGAUAGGACUGGAUAGUACCCGCCUGGCACGGGAUAGGACUGGAUAGCCCGGUACCCGCCUGGCCCAGCAGUGGCCCCACACAGCGGACUGUCCUGGUGCCCUCCCCGGCUGUGCCCCCCUAGCACAGCCCCAUGCCGACCCCCACCGCUCGCCCCGGGCACUGACACUCCGCUGACCCGGGCCCAACCCCGGGGGCGCCGCAUGUUCAGGUCCAGACGCUCCGGGCUGGUUCGGCGGCUGUGGCGGAGCCGAGCGGGCGGGGAUGGGGGGGUCUCUUGCUGCGGGGUGUCCGAGCCGCCCGCUGUAUCCCCGGAGCUGCGCUCGGCUGCCUCGGCUGUGCUCAAACGCCUGAAAGAGCCGGCUCUGGGCGCCCUGCUGGAGGCCGUGGAGUCCCGGGGGGCAGCGGCCGGGGGCUGUGUGCUGGUGAGCCGCCUGGGACCCCCGCCUCAUCUAUUGCUCUGCAGACUGUUCCGGUGGCCCGAGUUACAGCACCCCGGACAACUCAAAGCCCUGAGCGGCUGUCAAGGAGCCGGAGGAGCGGACAGCAACACUGUGUGCUGCAACCCAUACCACUACAGCCGGGUGUGUGGCCCCGAGUCCCCACCCCCACCGUAUUCACGCCUUUCACCAAAAAUUGAACAGAAGGAGCUAGAUUUUUCUGAUUCAUACACUGAAAUGGAUGCAUCAUGCUCUUUGCGUAUCCCUGUUGGAGAUGUUUCAGACACUAGCAUGUCUCCUGACACGAAUAAGCAAGGUCGAUGGUGCAGCGUGGCAUACUGGGAGCACCGUACACGUGUGGGCCGUCUGUAUGCGGUAUGCCAGCCUUCAGUCAGCAUCUUCUAUGAUCUACCUCAAGGGAGUGGUUUCUGCCUAGGUCAGCUGAAUCUGGAGAAUAGGAGUGAAGCGGCUGCCAGGACACGGGGAAAGAUUGGGCUGGGCAUUGUGCUGAGCCGUGAGCCGGAUGGGGUUUGGGCAUACAACCGCAGUGACCAUCCAAUCUUUGUUAACUCUCCCACACUGGACUCGCCAGCGUGCCGCCCUCUUGUGGUGCGUAAGGUGAUGCCUGGAUAUUCCCUCAAAGUUUUUGACUAUAAGAAAUCCUGCAUACUGCGACAUCUCCCCGCUCCAACUGAAUAUGCUGAUGGACCUUAUGACCCACAUAGUGUGCGUAUCAGUUUCGCCAAGGGUUGGGGACCCUGCUACUCCCGCCAGAUGAUCACCUCUUGCCCUUGCUGGCUUGAGGUAUUACUUGGACGAUAGUGAUGAAACACUAACUCCCUGAUGCAGUGUACACCCAAGGAAGGAUCUUCACCACUCCUGAGAGAUCAAUGAGUGCAUGAGGCCCACUGUUUAACCUCUUCACUGCCAUAUAGGCAUGCAAUAAUUUGCUGUUCUACACACAGCACUGCACAGUAACAUAUGAACAAUGCAUGGCAUGUCUUUGUUGGAAGAUGUGGUCCCCUGUCAUCAUUUCACAGAAUUCAAAAGGAAUAAGUUUCACACAGGAUCCUCUGCAGUUCUUCUCUUCCCAUCACACAGUGGCUGCAUCCCUCUGUAACAAAGACAUGCUGGAAUAUCCGUACAGCGCACUGCAAAUGGUUCUGGUGUGGAUGCAGAUACCUGUAUGCCACUAUGUGCUCACAGACAGUCCCUCUCUUCUUAUUGCCAUAUUGCAGAAAUCCAGGUGCCAUAUUGAUUAACAGUUUUCCUCUAGUAGGGACCUUGUGUGCCUUGCUUGAAUUUUUAUUUUAUUUUACACUUUUUUUUUUUUUUUUUUUAAAGUGCUGCUUUGCAAUGUAUUGCAUUCCCUUGGCAGAGUUAUUCUCCAUGGCAACAAUUUUACAGUGUAAAUCCAUCUUAAAAGACUCUUGCUAAAAUACCAUGUCCUAGAUUUAAUAUAAAUUUGUUUAUAUAUA